AUGGCAUCAGCUGGCAGCAGGAGCCGUGAUGCUGUUCUCGCCCCAGAUGCUGUGGACGAAAUGAUAGCUGAUGGAGACAUCAUCGUGAUUUUCCAAGACUUUGUGCUCCGCUUGAAUUCUUGGCUUGAUCGACAUCCGGGCGGCAGUCUGGCCAUUCUGCACAUGGUGGGAAGAGAUGCCACAGACGAAAUCACAGCGUACCACUCCGAGAAGACGCUGAGAACCAUGAAGGCAUACCGGAUCGGCCGGAAGCCAACGGGCCCCUGGACCAAUCGAACGCCACCCAUCAGAGGGGGUGUGUUCCUGGUCAAACCCCAGCCCGACAAUUCAUUGGACGAUUCCGAUGCCGAAACGGGAAAGGAAAAGGACUUUGUCGACGAGGGUUACGGCAGUGCUGCCUCCCAGAGAUCGGGCAGUCUUUCUCCUGAACCCGAGUCUGCAACCGGGCGGCACUUAUCCCCCAUCCCCUCCCCGGCCUCCCGAGCCAACGCCCAGUCUGAGCAAGCCGUUCCUCGUGCCAGGGUCGGUUAUUCGUCUUCAUCUUCUCGUUCAAAUGACCCGGGUGACGGUGUCGGGAAGCCUGGCCAAGCUCAGAUAGCCCUGAACCCAGAUGAAUGGACAGAAUGGGCGAUUCAACAAGGCCAAUCUCUGGACAUCAGAGAGUACCCGUCUCUUGAUACGCAGACCCAGCAGGAAAUCGCACACAAGUACCGACUGCUACAUCGUCGCGUUCAAGAGGGAGGCUUUUACAGCUGCCCUUACAUAGAAUACGGCAAAGAGAUGGUUCGGUACACGAUUAUCUUUGCCAGUUUUAUUGUUGCCCUGCGCGCCGAGUGGUACAUGACGUCUGCUGCCUGCCUUGGCUUAUUUUGGCACCAAAUCAUGUUUACGGCUCACGAUGCCGGUCAUCGAGCCAUCACGUCCAUCUUUGCGGUCGACACGCUCAUCGGCUUGUUCAUUGCCGACUUUUGCUGCGGCCUAUCCAUGGGUUGGUGGAAGAGCAGCCACAACGUUCACCAUCUGAUUACCAACCAACCUCAACACGACCCCGACAUUCAGAACCUUCCGCUCUUUGCUACGUGCCCUUCCUUUUUCAAAUCACUCCGUUCCUCGUACUACAACUUUACGUUUGUCUGGGACAAGGCUGCCGAAUUCCUGGUUCCUUACCAGAAGUACACCUACUACCCGGUCAUGGGCAUUGCCCGCUUCAACCUGUACCUCCUUUCGUGGCUCCAUGUCCUCUCAUCCAAGUCGUCGGCUCUGGGAAGCAGCAAGGCGUGGUGGAUCCGACCUACCGAGGUGGCCUUUAUGUGCUGCUACUGGUUCCUCUUUGGCUAUGUCCUCCUCUGGCGCACACUGCCCAGCUGGACCGUCCGCGUGGCCUUUGUCCUAGUGUCUCACAUGGUCACCAUGCCGCUCCAUGUCCAGAUCACGCUUUCGCACUGGGGCAUGUCCACCUCGGACCUGGGAGAAGAGGAGUCUUUCCCGCAGCGGCAGCUGAGAACCACGAUGGACGUUGACUGUCCAGCCUGGCUGGACUUUAUUCACGGUGGCUUGCAGUUCCAGGCAAUUCACCACCUUUUCCCCCGUGUUCCCAGGCACAACCUCCGCAAGGUCCAGGCCCUGGUCAAGGAGUUUUGCGCCGACACGGGCAUCCCCUAUUCCAUUUUGGGAUUCAUGGAUGGGAAUAAAAAGGUGCUUGGCCGACUCGAGGAAGUCAGCGACCAAGUCAGGAUUCUGGUCAGUUGUCAAAAGUACAUGGCUGCCACUGGAGAAAGCGGAUUGCACUGA
Ustilaginoidea virens is the source of this 1791-nucleotide messenger RNA. RefSeq lists its product as uncharacterized. The transcript has 3 exons. Gene Ontology annotation, molecular function: oxidoreductase activity, acting on paired donors, with oxidation of a pair of donors resulting in the reduction of molecular oxygen to two molecules of water. Gene Ontology annotation, cellular component: membrane. Bases 1 to 1791 code for a protein of 596 amino acids. NCBI's taxonomy places the organism in Eukaryota, Fungi, Ascomycota, Sordariomycetes, Hypocreales, Clavicipitaceae. The record is from RefSeq and is a predicted model, not a curated record. Gene Ontology annotation, biological process: lipid metabolic process.